AUGGCAGACCGCGCGAAUAUAAAUCAAAUAAUUCCAGCAUUGCCUGAAGAAAAACAUGCAGCUACCAGUGUCCUCCAGCAGCAGGUUGCUGACAUUAGGAGCCAGAAAAUCAAUUGGCAGUCUUACAACCAGUCCCAGAUGAUUUCUCAAGAGGACUAUGACUUCAUAGUGGGCUUUGACAUUAGCGAUCCAGCAGUCAAGGAUGCUAAGCUCAAGCAAAACCCUGGCCAGGCUGCCAAAACUUUUCUCAAUUUACUGAGCCACAUUUCUAAGGACCAAACCAUUCAAUAUAUUCUUGUUAUGAUUGACGAUAUGCUUCAACAUGCCAGCCGUAAACGUGAAUCAGUCUGGUCUCCAUUUUUGAACCUGCUGAACCGCCAAGAUGGAUUUAUCAUGAACAUGACGUCUCGCAUAAUCGCGAAACUCGCCUGCUGGAGCCACGCUCAGAUGGAGGAAGCCGAUCUUAACUUUUAUUUAACCUGGCUUAAAGAUCAGUUGAAAUUGAGCUUCGAAGCCGUGCAGGAGUCUCAAAUGCAUGCUGAGGUGCUGCAAGACGUCGUACCUACUGAGCCUGCAGAGGCUGGAGAUCUCCACGAAAUGCCCAGCCCGAACAACGAAUACAUUCAAUCAGUGGCGAGAUGUCUCCAAAUGAUGCUACGUGUUGAUGUCUAUCGCUUUGCUUUCAUCUCGGUUGAUGGAAUUUCAACACUUUUGAGUGUCUUGUUCAAUGUUAUCCCGAUAUUAGCAGACAUCCUCAGCGACUCAGUAAAAGAAAAAGUAACGCGUAUAAUUCUCGCUGUAUUUAGAAAUUUAAUCGAGAAAGUAGGUGACAGACAAGUAGCCAAGGAGCACUGCAUUGCAAUGGUACAAUGCAAGGUCUUAAAACAACUGUCAAUCCUGAGCCAGCGUAAAUUCGACGACGAAGAUAUCACAGAAGACAUCGAGUUCUUGAACGACAAGCUCCAGGCUUCGGUUCAAGACUUGAGUUCAUUCGACGAGUACUCAACUCAAGUAAAGUCCGGACGAUUGGAGUGGUCACCGGUGCACAAAUCGUCCAAGUUCUGGCGUGAGAAUGCCAGCAGAUUGAACGAGAAGAACUACGAGCUGCUUCGCAUUCUCGUUCACUUGCUGGAGACCAGCAAAGACCCAUUGGUUCUCAGUGUCGCUUCUUUUGACAUCGGGGAGUACGUUAGACACUAUCCUCGUGGAAAGCAUGUACUUGAGCAAUUGGGAGGUAAACAACGGGUGAUGCAACUUUUGAGUCAUGAAGAUCCAAAUGUAAGAUACGAAGCUUUGAUUGCUGUUCAAAAGCUUAUGGUUCAUAACUGGGAAUACCUGGGUAAACAGUUGGAAAAAGAACAAACCGGCACGGGUGGAACUUCCGGCCCAAAACCUGGUGCUCAAGUACCCGCUAAAGCGUAG
Molecule: messenger RNA, 1422 nt
Organism: Cotesia congregata
Lineage: Eukaryota; Metazoa; Arthropoda; Insecta; Hymenoptera; Braconidae
Source: the annotation of a GenBank genome assembly